CGUUUAACAUCAUUUUAACCUGCUCUUGUUCUGUCUGAAGCGUACAUCGCUUAAAUGUGAUGUACGAGUACGAAAAGCCUUCAUGUUUCAAUCGCUGGUAAAGGAUACUUUUUCACUUGCAGAUCGAACAAAAUGUGACGUGGGCUGUGGUAGAACAACGGCGCUUAUUCAUUGUGUAGGGCAGGCACCCGUUCGUAUCAUGCUGAUGGUUUUGCUGCCUUACUUCCCAUAGCCAUCGCAAUGAGACACAUUCCCGGUUCGCUGCGAGAUAAGAUAGUGGCGAGAGUACAAUUUUAGUAUCACCACCAUCAGGUCGGUUGCUUGCAGAUAGGAACGGUCUUACACACGUUGUUGAAAUGAGUAUCGCCCGUAUGAGGUGUGACGGUGGUGGGCAAUUAUAUUGCCCAACAGUGCGCCAGCAAGACGAUGGAUCUUCUUCACAUGGACUGAAAGCUUGCCGUUGCCCCCGUACCUAAAACCUCCCCCAAGGUACGUCCGAUUGGUUAGUAUUGUUUUAAUUUUUUUUAUCAUUUUCCAUUCCCUGCUCAUAACCCACACCUGCAUUACUCCGCUGACUGUCAACCAGAGGACAGAGUCUUUAGAUUGUCGAGAUUUCUGUUUUCCGCACUCUGUUUGCUCCAAUAUGGCGCCGGAGUGCCAACAACGAGUGCAAUUGGCCAGUGCGUUUGGGGCACCUUGUGAGCCGGAUGCUACGAAGAUGUAAAUACUUUGAGAUACCGUCAACAAAUAUAACGUGGCAAAAAAAAGCUGGCUAUGAUAAGGCUAAGAAUCGUCUCGAUGGUUUUACAAUUGUUCAUCUUUGUAACAUUUUACCGGUGUGAACAUUACAUUUUAACCUAUUUUUAUAUCAGCAAAAAUACAUUAAUUUAAAAAGCUUUUGAAGGACUUUUGUACAUAUGUACAACUUCGUGUUAAUCUUUCUCUAUGCUUAUGAUUAGUUUAAUCUACUUUUUUGUGAUCCAUUUUAACGCAACAGAAAAUGAGGUUAGGUAAAGCGAAAAGCGUGUUUCACCUAAACACAUUUUGAGGUUGUGUGGUUCGUGAUGGAGCUAAUUAGCACCCAGUUACUAUAUAUCAGAGGGUCAACUUGGAACAUAUUGCCCAUCGGUAAACUUUUCGUACACUGUUAAAAAUGUAACACCAUCUAUUUUAAAGGUAGAAACACCUACUUGGGAAAAUAAUAAAAAAAACUUGAUUUUUAUGCAUUAUCAUUAUUAAAAUACAUAGAGUAGGCUAUGAUUCAGAUGAAUUGUAUCGUCGUAACCAUCAAAAAAGGAAAGUCAGAAAAUGCCACGCCGUGAUACUCGUUCAAAAUCGGUUCCUCCAUCCCGUAAAUCAACCACCACCGAUACAAAAUCUCAACAUGGAUCAGGUCAAAGUGUUCCCACCAAUGUAUCCGAACCCACGAAAUCGCCGACAGCUCCUACGCUAGCAACACCCGCACCAGGAUCAGGACUUUUCUCCCAAAUGGCAGCUACAGCCGGUGGUGUGGCAAUAGGUUCCGUACUUGGCCGAGCACUAGGUGGGCUUUUUGAACGAUCCGAACCAAAAGAACAAAAUACGGACGCGGUAGAGAAGGAGAAGAAGCCUGCAAUGGAAUCGAUCACUGCCACGACGGAUAAAAGCGGCCCGAACGAGGAAUGUAGCCUAGAAAUCAAGCAAUUUCUUUCCUGCGUUGAUAAGGAAAUGGAUGCAAAAAUUUGCGAAGGUUUUAAGGAAGCGAUGCAACAGUGCAAAACAAAAGCCGCCUCAAGAAUAUCUCUGUUUGAUCACCUGUAGCGAACUCAAUUGCGGAAACAAUCUCUAAAGGUUGGUUUGAAAUCGAAUAGAAUGUUUGAAGUGCUUUAAAAAAG
Messenger RNA from Anopheles funestus (African malaria mosquito), 1874 nucleotides. RefSeq names its product hemiasterlin resistant protein 1-like. The transcript has a single exon. Gene Ontology annotation, biological process: mitochondrion organization. The record is from RefSeq and is a predicted model, not a curated record. Gene Ontology annotation, cellular component: mitochondrion; nucleus. Bases 1309 to 1800 code for a protein of 163 amino acids. NCBI's taxonomy places the organism in Eukaryota, Metazoa, Arthropoda, Insecta, Diptera, Culicidae.